Anopheles cruzii is the source of this 789-nucleotide messenger RNA. RefSeq lists its product as uncharacterized. The record is from RefSeq and is a predicted model, not a curated record. Bases 1 to 789 code for a protein of 262 amino acids. The transcript is spliced from 2 exons. NCBI's taxonomy places the organism in Eukaryota, Metazoa, Arthropoda, Insecta, Diptera, Culicidae.
AUGUCGCAGGUCGAACCCAAAUUGACCCCGAAGUUGGACGAAAUUCUCCGCGAAGAUAACGGGCUAAUCGGGGAAACGGAACCGCCGGUCGAGCUACGGGACGGUACCGUAUCCGGGUGUGGAACGGGCGAACGGCUGCUGAAGGCCACGGUCGACGGGCAGGAACUGGAGCUACCGUUCGAGAUCUUGGGUCCGUGCCCGGACACGAUUCCCCACCUGGACGAAACGCACAUCUCGCGCCUACCGUUCAAGUGUCCGGCUGGGAAGUGCGCCGUCCACUGCUGUCUGUUCAUGCUGGCCACGCACAUCGCGUACGACCACCGGGAGGUGUUGAUCGAGCCGCUGUGGGUGGACGAGGUGAAGACAGUGCUCCUGGACCCGCUGCUGGCCAGCGUCGACGAACUGCCGCACUGCCACGCGAUGUACCUGUUGGGUGGAAAAAUUAGAGGUCUUUGGGAUGGUCCGAGGCUCCGCGAUAGGUUACCGUUCGCGCUGAUGUCAUCGAAAUUUUCGCUCCACGGCGCGGAUCGGAUCGUGCUGUGGAUCACCGGCCCGGAUGCUGGUGGUGACGAGCGGCAACGUUACACGCUCGAAGCGGGUCGCAAUGGCCCCGGCCGGAUUCUGCUGUACGCGAUGGCGUUUAGUGGAGCAAUCGUUCCACUUCAUGGUGCGCAGGACGCUGAGGAGAUACACCAGUCCGGGGCCGGGCUCGUGAUUCCCGUGCAGCAUCUCGAGCAGCUCGUCGACAAGCGCACCAAGCUGCUGGAGCUCUGCGUUCACUUUCAUUAA